Molecule: messenger RNA, 3949 nt
Organism: Elgaria multicarinata webbii
Lineage: Eukaryota; Metazoa; Chordata; Lepidosauria; Squamata; Anguidae
Gene: SPN
Product: sialophorin
Exons: 3
Coding region: 331-1536 (401 amino acids)
Biological process (GO): regulation of T cell migration; defense response to bacterium; type II interferon production
Cellular component (GO): external side of plasma membrane
Molecular function (GO): transmembrane signaling receptor activity; heat shock protein binding
Source: RefSeq, a predicted model, not a curated record
CGUUUCGGUGAAAUAUUCCUUUAAUCCGCCAAUGCCUUGCAGCUGGGCAGACGCAUAGAGAAGGUCUUUACUGCUUUUAAUACCACAAGGAAACCAGAUCAUUGCACGUAUUUCUCCACUGUCACCACCUUCUCGGUUUCAUUCACUCCUUCCUGCUCAGCCAAGCGAAAAACUGGGGAGGAGGAAGGCAGCACUGGGACUUGCCAGGAAAGAGCCUUCCCUCAAAAGCGGGGACCGGUCCCACCCUUGCUGGAAGCCAUCCUAGUAACAGGUUGUUCUUCACCUCUGCUCCGCACGUUGCUAUCUGAAAAAGCCCUCAACUCUGCCACUAUGAAAACGUCCAGAUCCCUUCUCCAGCAAAUAAUGGGUUACAACAUGCCCUUUGGCUUCCUUAUACUUUUUACCCUGGGCACAAUUGUGGAUGGAACUGACCUCACAAAUACCAGUCAGAAUACGAACAGCAUUGAUGCCACAGCAACGCCUCUCCACAGCACUAUUUUACUUGGAACCGAAUUGGAUGAAAGCACUGCACCACAAGGUACACCUGCUCAUUCCUUGGAACCUGGACCUAUUCACUCCACAAUCGACAGCAAACGGAUGGAUUUAGCAGUCAAAGAAAUUACAGAUGUGCCCCCGGUGACCACACCUUUGGUCUUAAGCAAGAAAACCACAGUGACAAAAGCUUCAGUCACCCCCAUCCCGAAAGUGGCUCCAGUUUUCCUAAAUGACACUUCAGCUGAACAGGGAACUAUUGUCAAUAUUUCAGUCAGCUCCACCCCUCCUAGCCACGUGAUCAUCACUACCGAAGAAACCACUAGAAAAAUCACCAUUGGCAAGGGGAAGGCCUUUGUGGGACCACCAACUUCAGCUGAUGUAGUGACAGAGAAACCGGGACAGGCCUCUACUGGAACAAAGGGAACUAUCAAGGAAACAGGCCCGGGACAGAUUAAGGAGACAACAAAGACACCAGGACACCGUGCUGUCACAACACAUGAUACCAACAGGCGUAGUCCCCUGCUCUCGACCACGGAGUCUACCACGAAAGGACCAGUGACUGGUUCAUCCAGCGCAACUUCUUCAGGGAAUAAUAAUAUUGGAAUAGUCUUGGCCAUCGUCUUCUGCGUCCUGGUGCUUCUGGCCGUCGUGGGUUUUCUGUAUUUCAGACGCCGGCACCGUUCCGGCUCUACCGAUUUCACACCAGGGUGGGCAGGGAAGGCGACACUACCAGAUGAUGCGGCUUUAGAUAAAGACGUAGAGCAAGGGGAAGUGAACGCCGGGGAAGGGGAGACGAAACGCAAUACCCUUGUCACGUUCUUUGGCAAGCGUCAAUCUAGGGUGCCCUCAGUAGCCAUGGAAGACAUGAGCGAGAAAGGAGGGAGGGAGGAGACGGAGCAACUGCUUGACAAAGGUGCUGGUGGAGACCCCAAUCUGGAGGGAUCUGAGGAAGCCAAUGGUAAACUUAAAGAAACCACCACGCCAUCCCCUCAGGAGGCCUCCUCCACUUCCAGCAAACCAGGAGGAGGCACCUCCUCCUAAACAACGAGCAUAGGCCGCACCCCUUCUUAGGCUCCUCCCACAGUAGAAUGCUGCCGCGGCCUACACUCCUUCCGCUAGGUUAGGGUACUCCAGCUGCUUAUCUUCACCCCGUCCCUUGGUCCAUUGUGUGCGGAUGGAGGAGUGAAAGAGUCCCUUGCACCACCAUCAUUCAGAAAUGUCUGACCACAUCCUUUUUCCUGUUUAUAUGGCCUAUGUAGGGGAGAGAUGAAUACAGAAAGAAAUCAGGAGAUCUGUUUCCCCAGCCAUCUCCGGCUCAGACACACCAAACCUCAUUUUCUUCGAGAGGAUUAGGAGUUUGAUUUAAGUCUAAGUUUUUGGUGAAGAUCUGUUUGGAGGGGGGGCAUAUUCUGAGGUUUAGGUGGGUGUGUUUAGCAGGGGAGGGAGAGAAAACUUAAGGCCAUGAGGAGGAGGGAAGUUGUGGUGGAAAAAUAAGCAUUGUUGCAGCUUUCUGUUGUAGCAGAAAGUUUUGAACACUGUUUUCAUAAAGAAAGCAGAAAGUUUUGUGGGGAUUUUUUUAACACAUUCAAAGCUGAUAAGCUUUCCUACUAACUCAAAAUUUAAUCCUUAUUUCAGCCUUCCACCAACCAGGUGCCUUUCAGAUGUACUGGACUACCAUCACUCCCAAUCAGUGUGGCUGGCUGGGGAUGAUGGGAGCUGUAGUCCAACUCAGGGCACCCGGUGGGGAAGUCUGCUUGAUGCCCAGGCAGGGAGGCAUUCUCCAUGAUAGCUGGAAGCAAAAUGUACAUAGGUCUAUGCAUACUUUUCUUAUUUAAUUCAAAGCAUCCUGCAAUGCUAAGUCCUUUGCAUCCUAUGAUAAAGUACAAAUUUUCAAGCAGCUGGUCGCUUUUUUCCUGACUAAAGGAGCUUUUGAAAAAUAUAGACGCAAAGCAAGCUAUUAAACAGAAGUGAAAUUUUUUAGGAAAAGCAGAACAUAUAUUCUACUAUAUAAGGAAAGAAACCAUAAAAUAGCAUUUUAACCAGUGUUAUAUCCUCCUAGCUUCAGACAUUAAAGUCCUGCCUCUGCCUUCCUCAGUAUAUAUAGUGCAUAUCAGAAGCCUCGAUAGGUUAAACUAACUCGUCUUGUUAGACAAGUCUUGUUUCUAGGAGAACAUUCUUUGAUCUUGAAUGAUGUCACAAUCCCAUAUGGUAUAUAAUAAUCAAUCACGUUAGUCGGUUCACAAAUGGAUAACUAAUAUACAGAUGACUCACAUGUAGAGUGGCAGAAAUUCCAGUCCAACCCUACACAUGCCUACUCAAAAGUAAGUCGCACUGACUGAAUUCAGUGAACGCUACUCCUAGGUAGGUUCAUACAAGGUUGCAACCUGAACGGGGCUACAUGAAUUCUUACUAGCCAGGUCUCCAGGAGCUAUUCUAGUAUAUAGAAGCUCUUGAUUUCAAGUAGUCAUAACUCUCAUCACAAUGACAAGACAAGCCAGGAUGACUAAAGGCAAACAUGUAUUUUGAAUGCAUUAUCAAGAGGGCUAGAGAGUAGAACUGUGGGACAAGUUAUCUGUUGGUUGGGGAUCCUAAUCCAUUUUAAAAAGCAAGGAAUUAGAAUGUUAAUCUGUAACAGCAAACACAACAGCAACGAAGAGUCUUGAGGAAAUGACUUAUGAUUAAUUAUGCCACGAGCUUUUGUGAAUUAUAGUCCACUGAAUCAGAUGCAUCUGAGGAAUUGUGGGCUCUAGUCCACGAAAAAUUGUGCCAUAAUAAAUCUGCUAGGCUUCAAGGUGUCACAAGAUUCUGUAUUGUUCUUGCUGGAAUCAAGAGGUAGUAAUCAUCUUGUACUAAGGAAUACAAAACAAUAGUAUGAUCAAAAAAAUUAAUAUGCAGUAAAGGGAUAUUUAUUUGUAUUAUACAUUUAAACUGAAUGGAUUGUCAGGGCUUUUUCUAAGAUGGAGUGGGCAACUUCUGGCCCUCCAGAUGUUUUAGGUGAUGACUCCCCUGAUCCCUCACCAUUGGCUUUGCUGACUGGGGCUGAUGGAAGUUGUAGGCCAAAAUAUCUGGAGGGCUGCAAGUUGCUCACCCCUGCUUUGAGAGAGAUCCUUAUUGCAGUUUUCUGAAGGGGUUAAGACACCCUCACAAAAUUAUAGAUCCCAAUGUUUCUUUGGCAAUUAUUCUGCUUUUACUCCAAUUGCACCAUUAGGGCAUAGACCAUGAUGACGUUCUCCUGAGCAAACUCCAUCCGGAGCCGUGCAAGAGUAUGUGAGCCGUUAUCAUACUUGCCUUUCUCCUUCAUCCAGCUUCUUGAUAACUCCCUGUAGUGUUCAUUGUAUAUUCUGUUGUCAAUUUUGUCCUUUUUGGAGGCAGAGAUUUAGUUUUAUGUACGUGUGAGGCUGUAUUAAAGUAAAUUCUGUAUCAACCAAUCAAUAAAAAAAUAACUUCAUGUUAA